Molecule: messenger RNA, 870 nt
Organism: Procambarus clarkii (red swamp crayfish)
Lineage: Eukaryota; Metazoa; Arthropoda; Malacostraca; Decapoda; Cambaridae
Source: RefSeq, a predicted model, not a curated record
AUGAAGACAACCUGCAUCCUGAGAAACCCACAAACGUAUGAGAACAUUACAGAAACCCACAAACGUAUGAGAACAUUUACAGAAACCCACAAACGUAUGAGAACAUUUACAGAAACCCACAAACGUGUGAGAACAUUUACAGAAACCCACAAACGUGUGAGAACAUUUACAGAAACCCACAAACGUAUGAGAACAUUUACAGAAACCCACAAACGUGUGAGAACAUUUACAGAAACCCACAAACGUAUGAGAACAUUUACAGAAACCCACAAACGUGUAAGGGCUCCAUGCUGGGGACGCAUAUUCAAGAGUGGGUCUGACCUUCCCUGUAUACAGGGCCUGGAGAGACCCUCUGUCCAAGUUCCUGAAGGAGGCACAGAUGAUGCAACGACCACGGAACACACACCAGGGACUGAGAGUUUAGAGAGCCAAAUUAGCAAUGUGGAAGGACGUGUCGAGGUACACGAAAAUGACGGUAAUAUGGAAGAACAAACCGGUAAUAUAAAUAAUGACAGUAAUACUGAGAAAGAUGAGAGCAUAAAUGAGAAAGAUGAUGGCAAUACUGAGAAAGAUGAGAGCAUAAAUGAGAAAGAUGAUGGCAAUACUGAGAAAGAUGAGAGCAUAAAUGAGAAAGAUGAUGGCAAUACUGAGAAAGAAUGCAGAAACGAAAAAGAUAGGACAAAAAACACAGACUACUCCAAAAUAGAGCUAACUCCGCCCACUAGUAGACAGCCCCAGGCCAUCUACCAAGCCACACCUUACCCUGCAGCUUGUUUGAAGGACCCACCCGGCCACCCGGCUACAAUUAUGAGCUUAGCAGAAACAAAGUCAACUUCACGCGACCUGACCUUGGCACUUGGUGACCAUUAA